AUGGGAUGCCUGGCCACUCUGUCCCACGGUCAGGUGACUGUGGAUGCCGGCACUACGCUGCAGGCCAUCGACGGCUUCGGCUUCUCCCAGGCUUUUGGGCGCGCCAAGGAGUUCCAGAACGCCCCCAAGGCCCUGCAGAAGCAAGCCCUCGACCUGCUCUUCAGCACCACCUCCGGCGCCGGCUUCAGCAUCAUCCGGAACCGCAUCGGCUCCGGCGGCAGGGGAGACAGCAUCCUCCCCGCCAGCCCCGGCUCACCCACCGGACAGCCCGCCUACGUCUGGGACGGCGAUGACGGCGGCCAGGUGUGGUUCACAAAGCAGGCCGUGUCCUACGGCGUCAACCAGAUCUACGCCGACGCCUGGAGCGCCCCCGGCUUCAUGAAGACGAGCGGCAACGAGGCCACAGCUGGAUACCUCUGCGGCACCACCGGCCACACCUGCGCCUCGGGCGACUGGCGCCAGGCCUACGCAGACUUCCUCGCGCAGUACAUCAAGUACUACGCCCAAACUGGGCUCAACGUGACCCACGUCGGCUUCCUCAACGAGCCGGACUACUCACCGAGCUACUCCCAGAUGCAGAUCAGCUUCAACGCCCAGGAGGCCAUCUCCUUCAUCCCGACCCUGCACCAGACACUGCAGUCUGCCGGCCUCGCCACCAAGAUCACCUGCUGCGACGCCGUCGGCUGGGGCUCGACGGUCAAGUAUACCAACGCUCUCGUCCCGGCAGGCAUGGAGCAGUACCUCGGCCUGAUCACCUCGCACACCUACUCGGGCGACGCCGACAGCGCCCUCGACACCAAGCUGUCCUCCUGGGUGACCGAGUCCGGCAUCACAAAGGCGUUCGACACGACCUGGUACAGCAACGGCGGGCCGACCGAGGGCAUGACCUGGGCCAACAAGAUCGCCGUCGGCAUCGUCAACGCCCGGCUGUCGGCCUACCUCUACUGGGAGGGCUUCGAACUCAACCAGCUGCAGUCCGACAGCCACCUCGUCGACACCCGUGACGGCGCCACCGCCACGCCCUCGGCCAACUUCUGGGCCUUCGCCAUGUGGUCCCGCCACAUCCGCCCCGGCGCCGUGCGCCUCGCCACCUCUGGCACCGUCUCUGGCGUCCUCACCGCCGCCGUCCGCAACACCGACGGCUCUGUCGUCCUCGUCCUCACCAACAACGGCGCCGCCGCCCAGUCGGCCUCGGUCUCCUUCGAUGGGGGGUUCGUCCCCGGCGCCGCCGCCGCCUACGUCACCGACAACACGCGCACCUUCGCAGCCACGCAGGCCGCCGUCUCCGGGUCGGCCGUCUCCGUGUCCGUCCCGGCCAAGGGCGUCGUCACCGUCAAGCUCGGCGGUGUGUCGACACGUACGAAUUCCACCGGCGACGCGCUUGUACGAUCCACCGGCCCUGGACACUGA
This is a messenger RNA of Colletotrichum navitas, 1410 nucleotides long. RefSeq names its product cellulosome enzyme. The transcript is spliced from 3 exons. NCBI's taxonomy places the organism in Eukaryota, Fungi, Ascomycota, Sordariomycetes, Glomerellales, Glomerellaceae. The record is from RefSeq and is a predicted model, not a curated record. Gene Ontology annotation, molecular function: hydrolase activity, hydrolyzing O-glycosyl compounds. Bases 1 to 1410 code for a protein of 469 amino acids.